Schistosoma spindalis is the source of this 4755-nucleotide messenger RNA. The record is from the annotation of a GenBank genome assembly. NCBI's taxonomy places the organism in Eukaryota, Metazoa, Platyhelminthes, Trematoda, Strigeidida, Schistosomatidae.
CCCACAGCAAUUAAAUUACCUAAUGGCCACCCCUUCUCUGGCCUUUCAAGGUCGUUUAAACAAGACGGCGGGCGGCUUUCGGUAAACUUGUGUUUUUUGCCGUGCCACGUAACCGACGUGUCAACGAAGAUGCCGCGCUACCCGCCUGAUCGUUGGUUUGAUUAUACCUCAUUGGGCGUCCCGGUUAAAGGGACGCGUUUGCUUCCGAUAAAACUACCUAUACCAUUAGAAAAGUCCAGCAAUAUUCCUUCUCAUUUAAGAUUUACACUAGAUGACCUUAUUAAUUGUGUUCAGUCAUACAACCAGAAAUUGACGUGUGUCAUAGAUUUGACAUAUGCUAAAUAUUAUUCGCCAAAGUUCCUUCAUGAUAAUAAUAUAAGUUACCAUAAGAUAUAUGUGGAAGGGCAUGCAGUCCCAAACUCAAAAAAUGUUGAACAGCAAGUUUUUAUUAAGUUCAGAAUCGACUUUUAUAGGUUCAUCAAUAUGGUUAACAAGGAACGUAAACAAUCUCCAGAUGGCAUAAUUGCUGUACACUGCACACAUGGCGUAAACCGAACGGGUUACUUAAUAUGCAGGUAAUGUUCGCUACCAUACUACAUAUUAGUCUCAAGAUAUCUUAUCGAUUUUAUGAAUAUGAAUCCUAAAGAUGCUCUUAGAGGUAAGUGCUUAUGUCAUGGGAAGCACAGUUCACUGUUUUGUAGAGUUCGAAUGGGCACGUGGUCAUCCUGUUGAAAGAGAAAAUUAUGUUGAAGAUUUGUUGAAUUCUGUCAGUAAAUUAGAGGUCACAAACGUUGAAAACAGUAGAAGUGCGUGAAUAAAUGUACUUUAUUGUCAGUAUUUUAUUUAAUGCGCUAAAAGUAAUAUCCAUGCACACAAAACCUUUAUGAUACUCCUAAAGCUACUACUUGUUUUGUUGUGAGAUAAGGUAUUAAAUAGCUAUUUUCUGUAUUCAUUGCCUUUCAUAAAACACGAUGCAAAAGAACUUGGUAUUAUUGUAAGAGAAUAAAAUCAUUACUGUGGCUAGUAAAAAUACUUCCUAGAAAUGCAAAAUAAUAUUUUUGAUGAACACUAUUUAAUCAUUGACUGCCGAGGCUCCGAAUAGUGUAGAUAGUUGCUACAAUAGAUAAUAAUUACGAGUACACUAAAUCCGACCAAAAAUUGUCGUAUACUUUAUCUGGGCUCUAGUAUACCAAAGAAACAAACGGCAUAUGAACCAAUCUUUGGUCACCGGCUACCACGGGACUGCAUCUCCUAACGUUUCUGCACUGUCUUGUGGUUCACAACUUGAGGUCGAAGGCUCCAAGUGUAGUCCUUCAAGAAAACCACUUGCUUCCGUUCGGCACGCGAGCAGUAUCAUAGCCCACACACAAAUCAAGUGACUUGUGUGGCACUUAUGUAUUCGGCGCCCCUUUUUACCAAUAUUUGUGUUCAAAUAAAUACUUAUCUGGCAGACCUCAGUUCAAUCGUUUCAUACACGUUAAAAAUAUGUUCAUUUUACUUUCAUAAAGGCACAAGCUUAUUUAAAGAGUUCAUUCACUCCCACCAAAUGUAAAUGACGGUUAUACACAUUUACGACUACAUGUGCUCACUUUAUGUUACAGAUCAUAAAAGCCCAAACAUUGCAGUAAUGUCAAUAAAUAGUUAGUCGAAUCAGGGUUUCAAGCUUGAAAUAAUUUAAAAGCAAACUUUUAACAAUGAUUAAAAUGAAAACUCACUCUUGUAAAAUUUUGUCUACGGGUGUUAAUGAUGAGUUUUAUUACCACUUCAGUGACCACAAAUUAUUGAUCUUUCUUGUUCAAAUAUGUAUUAUUUCACCAAAGCAUUCAAGGAACAAUCUUUGCUGAUAGAUUUUUCAGAACUGUCCAAAAAUUCAAAUGAAACAGAUUCACAUUUCUAUUUGCUAGUUUGUGAGGCUUGUUCAUAAAUAGUUAGAAAUAUACUGUCUAAAACAAUCAGACAGUUGACAGACGCUUGGAAUCCAUUGUGGAUAAGCAAAUGACGUAUGAACCUGUUGGGGACAAUAGAUCACCCAAAACUCACAUUUUGUAAUUUUAUUUUAUCGAUUAAAUGUUUAAAUAUUUGAAGUGGACUUUGACAUAUAACAGAACCUAUUGUUGGUUACCGACUACCAUGGGUCUGCAUCUCCUAACGUUACUCCACUGCCUUGUGGAUUAGACCUUUAUAUCAAAGGCUCGAUGUGUGACCUUCUACGAUGUCUACACGGUGGCCUAGAGGCUAUGAGUUAUCUGUUCAACCUUUAGUUCGGUAGCUGAUAGGACCCAUAACAAGACGAAACAACUGUUCAUUGCUUUCUUGUUUUCACUGAAUAUCAGUCACAUCGCCUAACCAUUACGCUUGAUCCCGUAUAUGUUAAGAGACGUACUCUGAUAAAAAUCACUUUGACGUUCAACAGACAUCAGAUAAAUUUUACUAAGAAGAAUGUGUCAAUUUCUAUCGAAAAGAGUGAAUCGACCAAUAAUAUUUGACCUAAAUAUCCACUUAUUAAGAAUCAUUUAAUCCCAGAUUGAUUAUUACUCUGGUAAUCUUUAUUUAACUGCCAAUCCCGAAAUUAUACCAGUUGCAUAAACAUAGUUAACCCUUGUUACUGAAUCGUUUCGUUGUGUCUCUGCUACCGUAAAGUAUGUGUGCGCUUAUUACCCCUUUUGUAAUUGGCUAUCUUUCGUUUUUGUACUAAUUGUUGUGAUUUAUAUUUUAUAAACGGACUAUAAUUGUUUGCAAUAUACAUAGUUACCUGUUUUGACUAUAGCCCUGCUUAGACUGUGCGACGUAUUCAAGAAAUUCACCAGUAGGUAUUUACUUCUAACAGAAUGUUCGGCAGUGACUUUGGAACCAACCUUUACAAAAACACUUACUACUUGUUUCCACUACCUUUGUUAACUUAUGUUGCAUCCGCUUUUCGUCCUCUUAAUUUCGUUAGUAAAAUGGAUAAUAGGAUAAAGGAAGCAGCGUUCAAAGACUGACUCCAUUUUCUUGAUAUGGGUGUUGAACAGAUAAAAAAGACAUGGUACGAAGAUGUUUCAUAACUUAUCACAUCUCAGGAACGCUUAUAUGCUCGAAGGCACGCCGUUCACUGUAGAAGAGUGACGAAAAACUGAUUCAAUCACAUGUUGAAUUUAACAUUUGUCCGGCGAUGAAAAAGUUUCUUGACAUCCGCACAGCAUACAGUCGAUCAAAAUGAUUGACAUUCAACCGGCGUUUAUCAGUGGCUCUAUGUGAACAUCCUUUCCUGAAAGGCAUCAGGCGUAUUGUUUUGGAACAGAAUAAAAACCGCCUGAAUAUGUUUUGAGAGCUUUGUUAGGGAGAGACACAUUGAAGGCUCGUUUUACAGUGACACCUUUCAUGUGCAGCCACGUGUUUGUUCCCAAAAUUUUGGGCUCAGUCAGGUCUUUACGUUAAAUAAUAAUCAGUUUCAGGUUUCGUAGGGUUCUGAGAAAUCGCUAGUAAACAUACUUAUUGAGUCCGCGUGGUAUCGAUUCUUUGUUACCGUGCGGGAGUUCUAUCCGUUAUGGAUUGAUGGGUGAAGGGUCCUAGUCCUUAUAACUUUAAGUGUACUUAGACAGCGAAAUGCGCAAAUAUCCAAAACAAAUUUGAGACUAGAGAAAACUCAAGCAUAUACAAAAAUGUAUGUAAUGUUACGACAGUCUUACAGCAGACUCAUAAUAUACCGGUUAGUUUACCGAAUCACAGAUGUUCAUCAACCUAAAGGCUUAGGACACGCGGAAUAGGAAAAAUUUCCCCCAACAUUCUUUAUAUGUAAUGAUCUGUAAAUCAAUAAAAUCAGAAGUCUAUAAGGACGAAGUGUGAACGUAUAUUUGAAUGACACGUCGAUGUGUUGCAUUGUGUGGCAUCUAAGGUAAUGAGUUAUCGUUUAACUUCUUUCUAGACCUACUGAUGGAAAUAACGUUUUCGUCGACUGAAUUUUCAAGCACUGAUCUCCUUCCAGGAGGCCCAUUUACCAGCUUAGAAUACGCAGAUGACAUAGUCCUGUAUACACUCUCUGUCUUCCCUUAAACUAAGAGAUUAAAAUCGCUUCAUAUCUUUCUUUCGACGUACUAAAUCUUUCUUCCUGUUCUAUAUCUUUAUAUGCAGUCUUUCUUUUAUAUAUUACCACCAUUGACUUAACCACUCCUAUGCAUCCGGUUUCCAUCUUGUUGUACUAAUGCGGUAUGGCAGCUUAGACCGAUGCAUAUAAGUGCCUGGUCCUACGUUGUAGGUGACUGAGUGAAUGUGCUGCAUGGAGCUGCUUAACAUCAUCUGGUAAGAAUCCUUGACCGAGUGCAUUCGAGCAGUGGUAUUUCUGGUCAAAUUCACACUUACAGAUAUUUACUACCACUAGUGGCUGAAGCCGAUUUUGAAUGCACUGCUAUAGAACCUGUUUCCUGCUCAACACUUCCAGUUCCAUGUACAUUCUGUUAGCUGCUAUUUUAUUUACUUAUUGAACUUGAUACUGAUAACAAAGUCUAAUUAUUUGUUUUACGAUUAAUUUGUUUUUCAGAAUUGCAUUGAGUUCUGAAGGUCCCCAUACCUUUUCAGAUAUGCAACUUAUGGCUUCUGUCAACUAAUUGAAAGGCUCAAAACUUUCUAAUAAUCAAGUUUAUGCAGAUGAGCGAAUUUCUGAAUAUGGAAGAUUAUGCGAGGAAACAAUCUACAAGUUCACGAAAACUGUGUUUUAUAUUGACUACGUUCAUGUUUAUUGAUUUAAUGGAUUAUUUAAAUAUAAAUAUAACAACUGCA